AUGGCAAUGGCACCGAGCCUCUAUCUCACUUCCAAAGCCCUAAUACCAACCCCAAGACCCUCUCUUUUUCCUCCUUCUUUCCAACCCUCUUUCUCUUCCCUCCGAUUCAAUGCGGAGACUCGGCCUUUAACUCGCUCGGUUCCUUCAAAGCUGCGCGUUCGAGCUGUGAACGACAGCGACUACUCGUCCAGGAGGAGCAGCAGCAAUGAGCAGAGAGAGACGAUAAUGUUACCUGGCUGUGACUAUAACCACUGGCUUAUAGUCAUGGAGUUCCCUAAAGACCCUGCUCCCACUAGAGAGCAAAUGAUCGAGACCUACCUCAACACUCUCGCUACUGUUCUUGGAAGCAUGGAAGAAGCAAAGAAAAAUAUGUAUGCUUUUAGCACCACCACAUACACUGGAUUCCAGUGUACUGUAUCUGAAGAAACAUCUGAAAAAUUCAAAGGAUUGCCUGGUGUUCUCUGGGUAUUGCCAGAUUCGUAUAUAGAUGUUAAAAACAAGGAUUAUGGAGGUGAUAAGUAUGUUAAUGGAGAGAUAAUUCCUGGCAACUACCCUGUUUAUCAACCAAAGAAACGAAGAGAAUCAAAAUUUGAGAGCAGAAGAUAUGAAAGACGAAGGGAUGGACCUCCUCCUGAACGAACACGGCCAAAGCAAGAAGCAUCUCCAUCAGAAUCAGCCUCUGGAUGA
Messenger RNA from Prunus armeniaca (apricot), 687 nucleotides. Lineage: Eukaryota; Viridiplantae; Streptophyta; Magnoliopsida; Rosales; Rosaceae. The record is from the annotation of a GenBank genome assembly.